Papaver somniferum (opium poppy) is the source of this 1638-nucleotide messenger RNA. Its product is annotated as zinc finger MYM-type protein 1-like. Lineage: Eukaryota; Viridiplantae; Streptophyta; Magnoliopsida; Ranunculales; Papaveraceae. The record is from RefSeq and is a predicted model, not a curated record. The coding region runs from base 1 to 1638 and encodes 545 amino acids. Gene Ontology annotation, molecular function: protein dimerization activity. The transcript has a single exon.
AUGCAUCUACAACGUAUUGUUAAGAAGGAAACUCAUUAUCAUUAUCUUAGUCAUAAGAUUCAAAAUGAGCUGAUAUCCAUGGUUGCUGAUAAAAUUAAGAGUUCGAUUGUCAAGAAGAUUCACAGAGCUAAGUAUUAUUCUAUUAUUCUUUAUUGUACUCCAGAUAUAACUCAUCAGGACCAAAUGUCUAUUGUGGUAAGAUGUGUUGACGUUUCCCAGAUUCCAGCAAAAGUUGAAGAAUUUUUUCUUGGAUUUUUAAAAUUGGAUGAUUCAAUAGGUGAGGGUCUUUUCUCCGAACUUGAAGAUGCAUUGGAAAAACUCAAUCUUAACAUUGAUGAUAUAAGAGGGCAAGACUAUGAUAAUGGUUCAAACAUGAAAGGAAAAGAAAAAGGUGUCCAAAACAGGUUACUCGAGAUUAAUCCUAGGGGUUUUUACACACCAUGUGGUUGUCAUAGUUUUAAUCGCAUGCUUUACGAUAUGGUUAAAUCUUAUGAGAAGGCAGAUUCUUUUUUUGGGACCAUACAAUGUAUCUAUAAACUGUUUGCUGCUUCUACAAAGCGAUGGCAGGAUUUUAAGAAGAAGGUGGGACCUAAAGGUCUAACUCUCAAACCAUUAUCUGACACUAGGUGGGAAUGUCGUGUGGAAAGUGUUAAAGCAAUAAAAUUCCAAGCACCGAAAAUACGAAAAGCUUUGAAUCAGUUGAUAAAGACAUCCAAAAAUAAUGAAGAAAAGUCUAUUGCUCAAGGUAUACUCAAGAAUCACAUGAAGAAUUUUGAAUUUUUUCUUGGCAUGGUUAUUUGGUAUGAUCUUUUAUCGGUCGUCAACUCUGUUAGCAAAGCACUACAAGGAAAAGAUAUGCAUAUGGGAGAUGCUAUCAAACAUAUAGAAAUGCUUGUUUCGUAUUUCAAAAAUUACAGAGACAACGGCUUCCAAGAUGCACUAGUUGAAGCUAAAAGAAUUGCUGUUGACAUGGAAAUUAGUCCUAAAUUUCAGGAACCACGUGUUAGAAAGCGGAAGAAGCAUUUCGAUGAGGAUUCUAACAAGGAGACAAUUCAAUCGUCAGGUGAGGAAUCUUUUAGAAAAAAAUAUUUUCUAUACAUAGUGGAUUGCGCUCUGCGUUCAUUUAAAAAUAGAUUUCAGCAAUUUAAGGAGUUCGAGAACAUAUAUGGUUUCUUAUUCGAUUUGGAGAAAUUAAAAUCCAUGAGUGAUGAUAGUUUGUUGGCAUCAUGUACUAAACUUGAAGAUUUUCUAAGUUGUGGUACACUUUCUGACAUUGACGGGAGAGACCUCUACACUGAGUUAAAGAUCAUGAAAAGGACGCUGCCGGACGAUGUAAAGAAACCAAUUGAGGUAUUACAUUAUUUGCAAAACUUGGAAGCUUGUUAUCCCAAUGCUUGGGUUUCUUAUAGAAUUUUGCUUACCGUCCCUGUUACCGUGGCUAGCGCAGAAAGAAGUUUCUCCAAACUGAAACUAAUUAAAUCUUAUCUUCGGUCCUCAAUGUUGCAAGAAAGAUUGAAUGGGUUGGCUAUGAUAGCUAUUGAAAUAGCCAUAGCUGAAAAAAUGGAUUAUAAGUCUAUCAUUAGAGUGUUUGCGUCUAAGAAAACGCGAAGAGUGAAAGCAUUUCAACGAGCUUUGUAA